Molecule: messenger RNA, 687 nt
Organism: Camellia sinensis
Lineage: Eukaryota; Viridiplantae; Streptophyta; Magnoliopsida; Ericales; Theaceae
Source: RefSeq, a predicted model, not a curated record
AUGGAUGUCAAAAAUGCCUUCCUCGUUAGUGAUGUUCUUGAGAGAGUCUACAUGCAACCUCCUCCUGGGUCUGCUUAUUCGGCUCAUAAGUUUGAGAUGAAGGAUCUUGGAACUCUUAAUUAUUUCUUAGGGCUUGAAAUCUCUCAUGAUUCCACUGGUUAUUAUUUGUCUCAAGCCAAAUAUACAUCCGAUCUUCUAACACGUGCUGGUCUUACUAAUUGCAAGACUACCUCUACUCUCGUUGAUUCUCAUACUCGUCUUACUCCUAUAGAUGGGGAUUUUCUCUCUGAUGCUACUCUUUAUCGCCAGCUGGUCAGUAGCCUUGUCUAUCCCACUAUGACUCAUCUUGACAUUGUCUAUGCUGUCUAUCUUGUUAGUCAGUAUAUGUUGGCACCCCGCACCCCGUAUUACACUACUCUACUUCAUAUACUUCACUACCUCAAAGGCACUAUGUUCCAUGGACUCUACUACUCUGCUCACUCUUCUCUCAAACUUCGUGCCUUUUCUGAUGCUAAUUGGGCUGGGGAUCCUACUGAUGGACACUUCACCACGGGCUUCUGUUUCUUUUUAGGAGAUUCUCUUCUUACUUGGCACAGCAAGAAGCAGUCUCUCACUGCUCGCUCUAGUACUGAAGCUGAAUACCGUACUCUUGCUGACGUUACUCAGGAACUUUUAUGGCUUCACUGA